This is a messenger RNA of Miscanthus lutarioriparius, 1092 nucleotides long. Lineage: Eukaryota; Viridiplantae; Streptophyta; Magnoliopsida; Poales; Poaceae. The record is from the annotation of a GenBank genome assembly.
AUGGUGGUGUUGGACGCCGACGGCGAUGCUGGCGGGCACUGGCCGGCCGGAGCCGGCGCGGCGCCGGCGCCGGCGCCGGAGCCUUGGCAGGUGCCGGCGGGGUCCGCGGUUCCGCCGUUCCUGGCGAAGACGUUCGAGCUCGUGGAGGACCCGGCGACGGACGGCGUGAUCUCGUGGGGCGCGGCUCGGAACAGCUUCGUGGUGUGGGAUCCACACGCCUUCGCGGCGGGGCACCUUCCGCGCCGCUUCAAGCACGGCAACUUCCACACCUUCCUCCGGCAGCUCAACACCUACGGAUUCCGCAAGGUGAGCCCUGACAGGUGGGAGUUCGCGCACGCCGACUUCCUCGCGGGGCAGCGGCACCUCCUCGUGAACAUCAGGCGGCGCCGCGGGGGCGCCGCAGGAUCCACGGCGUCUCCGUCUUCGGCGGGGGCCGGCGACGGCGACCGUGAUAAUAGCGAGCUCGAGAGGCUGCGGUGGGACCGCAAGGCGCUGUCGCGGGAGCUGACGCGGCUGCGGCGCGAGCAGGAGGAGGCCCGCGCGCAGCUGCUGGACAUGCAGCGACGCGUGCGGGGCACGGAGCGGCGCACCGCCUUCCUGGCGCGCGCCAUCGGGAACCCGGCCUUCCUGGACGGCCUGCUGGCGCGCCGCGGCCGCGGCGGCGCGCACGUAGAGGCCGGCAGGAAGCGGCGGCUGCUCGACGCCGCCGCGGCCGCGCCGGACGCAGCGGACGCCCUCGCCUUCGAGAAGCUGGCGCUGGCAGCGGGCGCCGAGGUCGAGGCGGCUCCCGUCCCGGCAGUGGCAGCGGCGGCGCAGAUUUCCGACACCGCUAACGCCACGGACAUGAUAUGGUACGAGCUGCUCGGGAAGGAGCAGGUGGAGAUCGACGCCGAGGUGGAGGAGCUCGUUGCUGCCGCGGCUGCCACUGAGGCGGUGGAGCCGUGGGCGGAGCUGGACGAGAAAGUGGUUGAGGAGCUCGUCGCGGCCGCGGCUGCCACUGAGGCGGCGCCGGAGCCGUGGGCGGAGAUGGACGAGAAAGAGGUUGAGGAGCUUGUGCAGCAGAUAGACUGCAUUGGCUCGCCGAGUCCCUGA